Messenger RNA from Gaeumannomyces tritici R3-111a-1, 2614 nucleotides. RefSeq lists its product as hypothetical. The record is from RefSeq and is a predicted model, not a curated record. The transcript is spliced from 2 exons. The coding region runs from base 327 to 2180 and encodes 617 amino acids. Lineage: Eukaryota; Fungi; Ascomycota; Sordariomycetes; Magnaporthales; Magnaporthaceae.
UUUCUUUCUUUUUAUUUCUCCUUUUCUCAAAUCGAGCCUGUUGGUUCCGUGCAUCACAGCCAAUGCAGCAUCCCUAAUCAAUCCAUCAAUUGACCUGUCCAACAACGUGUCAAUCCAAUCAUCCGCAUCACACUGAUCAGUGCCCACACCAACCUCGACCAGCAAACCCCUGCUCCAUCCCCGUCUGAGCUUGCCACUGCCUGCCUGGUGGACCCCACCUGCUGUCGCCAAUCGUCCCCGAUCCGACCUGCCCCGGAUCCUGCAUCACAUCUGGACCAGUUCACGACACCCGUCUUCAUCCCUUUGAAGAUUGGGACAACCGGGAGAUGUCUGCUGACCUCUUUGCUGAGUUUGGCUCCUCCUCUCAGGAUGCGCAGCCGCAGCAGAGAGGCCAGUCCGCUUCUACACCUGCACCGCUCUCCUUCGACGACCCCUUCUCCUUCCUCGCCUCGGCCGACUCGAAACCGAACUCGUCCAAACCCUUUGCGCGGCCGGCGCAGCAGCCACAACAGCCAUGGCCUCGGCCUCAGCAGCAACAGCAAAACCCCGGCGCCGGCGGCCCGAUAAGCAGCGGUCUGUGGGACACACCGCCCGUGUCCGACUUCAGCGGCGGAGGAACGAUCAAUACCAACGGAGCCAAAAACACAGUCGAGGAUGACGAUGGCUGGGGCGACUUCGAGGUUGCAACCCCCAACGCUGCUGUUCCCGCGCCCUCGAAGCCAACACCAGGACACGCCCCCAGCUUCGAUACGCAUGCGGCCCCAGAAGCCUCUAGACCCAAGAACUCGGACCCUAACGUCCUUUUCGACGCCGACGACUAUGAUGGUGAGGCUGUCUCCGACGACGAGUUCGGUGACUUUGAGACAGUGGCACCCACAUCUUUACCGCCGUCAAGGCCAACGGCACCAGCCGCUUCCAUUAUAGAUUUCGGCGACGGUUUUGGCAAUGGCCCAGCCACCACGAGCGCCCCAAAAAAGGAGCCGCCCAGUAAAUUGCUAUCUACCCUCAGUUUCGGCGCGGUCCAGCCUACUGGCAAUGCAUACCCGCAGCCGCCAAAGUCCCCGUCCUUUCAACAGCGUAACCCCUUUCCUGGCCUUGCCGUGACGACGCCGAAAGAAGAAAAGUCUCAAGGUGACGCAGCUUUUGAAUCGAAGCUCAAAUCGCCCUCACCCGUGACGGUGUGGCCCAUGGUUGACAGCCAGCCCAAAAUUGACGAUACCCCUUACCAGGACAGCUGGGAUGCUUUUAACGGCCCCUUGUCCAAGAGUCAAGACCCCAACCCGGUGGCGAACCAUUCCUCCCCAGGGUGGGACUGGGACGCUGCCGACGGGGUGGCAUCCCCUCCAUUGCCCUCUACAUCUACGUCUAGUAUCACGAAGGGCAAAGGACCCGUAGCGAAUCCACCAGCGCAUGCUAAGCAGCGGUCCAGCUGGGACUGGAACUCGACAUCUCCUGCCCAGGCAGCCGCGAAGCCUCAAGAGCCAGUGGUUCAGAAACUGGACGACUCUGCCCCGCCGCCCACCGGUGUCCCUCCCCCUUCAAUCUUGCUCGCGGCGUUUUGCCCGCUCCUGGAGCUUCCCAACGACGUACUUUUCAAGCCGACUGCGGCCGCCGCCUCAUCAGCCAGGAGCCGAGUCCUUGCGGACCCGGCGACGGCAACAUUUCUGCGCGGCUAUCUAUCUCUGGCGACGGUGGCGGCUCGCGUGCUCGCUGGCCGGCGGCUACGCUGGCAGCGCGACAAGUUCUUGGCCCAGAGCAUGGCCAUCUCGGCGGCGCCGACGGUGGGCAAGGGAGGGGGGAUGAAGCUCGCGGGCGUCGACAAGGCUGAGACGGCGCGCGAGGAACGCGAGGCGGCCGACGUCGUGGCCGCCUGGCGGGCAAUCGUGGGCCGACUCCGUUCGGCCGUCUCGGCGGCCAACUCUGCGCUGCAGCAGGCCCAAGGUCACCAGCCGUUGCCCAAGAUACCCGAGCUAGUCGACAAGCCCGCCGUACAGACGGCCAAGAUGGUGCCGACGGCACCCAAAGCGUGUGUUAUCUGCGGGCUCAAACGGGACGAGCGGGUUAAGGGUGUGGAUUUUGAAGUCGAAGACAGCUUUGGAGAGUGGUGGGUUGAGCAUUGGGGACACCGCGCCUGCCGCAACUUUUGGAUCGAGCACGAAGUUGAAUUGCGUCAGAGAUGAAAGCUUGACCGCUUUCCAUGUAUCACAACGUUCCCGCUGUCUGCAUUUGUUUACCUGUCCACUAUUCGUCACGAUUGACACGGCUCUAGAACUUUGCGGGUUACCAUUUGGGAAGACGAAUACGUGUAUUGCUUUCUCUUAGUCCCAUUGGAACAUUCAGAAAUUUUGGUUUCAUUCCGGGCGGUAGGUUCAGCCAUUGGAGGCAUUUCUUGGGCACAUGACGCUUGACAGCCUCUCAAGCGACGCCACCUAUAGCGGAAGCUCCCCAAGUUGAAAACAUGCAGUUAGCGGACGGGAGCAGGAGCAGAAAAAAAAAAAAAGGAAAAAUCAAGCAAAAUCGGCAGCUUGCGGACAUCACAUGAGGCCCGAAGACGGAUGGGGCCGCCCAGGAUGGGUGGACUCCUCAUUGGUGGCCGCCUGCUGCGGCCGACGCA